Molecule: messenger RNA, 1182 nt
Organism: Clonostachys byssicola
Lineage: Eukaryota; Fungi; Ascomycota; Sordariomycetes; Hypocreales; Bionectriaceae
Source: the annotation of a GenBank genome assembly
AUGGUAUCGAUCUUAUCCGUCCCACCUGAAGUUAUAAUCAAUAUCCUCAAACUUCUCAACCCUUUCGAGAUCGAGGCCGUCGCCAGGACACUGAAUUCUCAUCUUUACCACCAUGCCAUGCACUUGAUAGCACCCUGCCAUGGAUGGGUUAAGAAUGCGCGGGCUAUGUGCAAGCUAUUCCCUCCAUCUGGAAAGCGCAGGCUGUUCCCUUCAUACCCCGGGCACAUUCCCGUCCUUGGUGAAUGCGAACUAGAUGGCGAUGAGACACCGGCUAGCAUAUAUGAAGACUACGGUUUGGACCCAAGCGGAGGUCCUUUUUUUCGAAGCUCGCCUCCCGAUCUGCGCAGCUGGAUGAAGCUCGAUGGAAGCUUUGAUUGGCUUGAACCACUUGAUGGGAAGAUCCCAGAGCAAAGCUUGAGGCACCACGAACUCAGGGACAGUCGCCGUCACCGGGCGGCUCCCAAGAGCCAAGUUGAUAAGCUCAAAGCCAAGGUGAAAAAACUUGGCCUUGCUCUGCCUGUCGGCUUCGAGACGUUCUUCAUCAGUGAUCGGUUGCACUACCACAUCCCGAGCAUGCGAUCAUGGUAUUUCUCUCUGGGAAACCUAGUGCACUGCCCUUCGUCAAUGGACGAUGGUGCAGGAGGGUAUAUUUUGCGCUUUCACUGUGACCAACAGUGGUGUGCGUUUGCUUACCUGUAUCUCAACCCAUCUGGACACCACUGUGUUUGGUACACUGGUCUCGAUUUGUAUGCGGAAAUGGGCGUUAACGAGGGGGUCAUGGAUUAUCACGAUAGAAGCGAGCAGAACAACGAUGACGUCGAGCUUAAGGAGGAGAACGGGCAGAGCGAGAAUGGCGAUAGCGACAGUGAGAAAGACGGUGGCGAGGAAGAGGGCGAUGACGAUGAUCCCAACGUCUUGCCACAAAUAUCCAAGAAGAAGAUCGAUUUGGUCGCGCUGACCUUCGAAGAGUACAUGGCAAUGGUGUACUUUGAGGAGCUGCUGGCAGCCGGAUCUAUCCCUUUCAAAGGGCUGUGUGAUUACGUCCAGCAUGUCUAUCUCUCGCCCACCAAGAUAGAGCAUAUGAAAAAAUCAUGCCCAGCUGUCAAUUCGUUCCUCAGGGCCAUCCGCUGGGGGAGCAAGACGCGCCGCAAGAGGGUAAAGUCCCCGGAUCUCUGGCCGUAG